Molecule: messenger RNA, 2067 nt
Organism: Trypanosoma conorhini
Lineage: Eukaryota; Euglenozoa; Kinetoplastea; Trypanosomatida; Trypanosomatidae
Exons: 1
Coding region: 1-2067 (688 amino acids)
Biological process (GO): lipid metabolic process
Molecular function (GO): triacylglycerol lipase activity
Source: RefSeq, a predicted model, not a curated record
AUGGAUGGCACUCAACUGCAGGCAGGCACGACGGGCCCUGCGCCUCGCGAAAGAACCCGACGAGGCAGGGCGGCGUCUAGGAAGUCUUUGCCACGCCGCAGGAAUUCCCAGGGGGCACCCCGUGCGAGGAAGGACUUACAUCGCCCUCCGCGUGGAGUGAAACAGACUUGGCUGAGGAUUGUAUUUCACUGUCUGUACUUUUUGCUGGUGGAGUGUAUUAUUCUCAAACCUUUACAUUUCAUACAAAAGUGGGUGGAAGAUUAUACAUCACGGGCACAAAAGGCUCGCACGGAGCGGCGGUUCAUUAACAUUAUGAACUCUACAGAGAGCCUUGAUACAUGGCUUACGAAUGCGUCCUACCUUGACAGGCAUCGUGGAAUGCAAGCGUGGAAGAAGACGGUCCCGAACAAGGAAAAUUGUGAUGCCGAAGGCCUAAACCAGGAUGCCUACUGCGCCAAGAUCCUCGCGGUUUCUGAAAAUGAACGAGCCAUGUCUGAGUUUCUGCGUUCACAGCUGCACCGCACGGCCCACGGUAUAACCAGCCCCUCCAAUUUUCGGUAUUACACUGGCACAAUAACCUCUGUGGAGGCAUACAAUGAGGCUGUUGUGGGUCUUAUACAAGCGUUUGGGAGGGAACGCCGGUAUAACGAGCCACACUUGCCACCAUUGACUUCUUCUGAAGAAAGAAUGCAGGGCUCAUUUGAGGAAAGCCAUUCAGUGACCCCAAAUUCUACAACGGCUAUAUUUUCUAAAGAGUUUCCAAGGAACGGCGAAGUUGUGGAUUCUGCCCCCUCUGGGCAAUCCGAUACAGAAAGGCGUGUCGAUGAUCCUUCAUGUGAUUAUUUGGAGCAGAGAGCUGUCCCCUCGUUAUAUCUUUCCUCUCUACUUAAUUGGGCCAUGGAGCCACAUUCUCCCGCGGAAACGCUUCUGACGGAUACCCAGAAGCUCAAGGUACUGCAAGACACGCUACGGUCCUACGGACGCAGCGCUCUCAUGCUAAGUGGGGGUUCUACUUUGGGGGUUUCCCACACAGGCGUUGUUCGAGCCCUUUUUGAUGCAGGUUUAUUACCUAAUAUUAUUUCGGGCUCUUCGGCUGGAUCCCUCCUUGCCUCGAUUGUCUGUUCCAUGAAGGACGAUCAACUUCGUGAAUUAUUGACGGAUUCUAUACUGACGGUCCAAAAAUUGCAACUUUCCCCCUUUGAUCACGGAGGAUUAUUUACAAGACUAAAGCAACUUUUACGUACUGGGGCCUUCAUGGAGGUACGGACACUCAUGGAUUGCCUCCGCAGCAAUGUGGGGGAUAUUACCUUUGAAGAAGCAUACCGUAGUACAGGUCGCAUAUUAAACGUCUGUGUGACAAGUGAGCAGUACAGUGGCUCUCACAUGGAUCGACAUAUGCUACUAAACUACGUGACAACACCGAAUGUUGUGCUCUGGAGUGCAGUGAGUGCUAGUUGCGCUCUGCCCGGACUAUUCACGGCGGUUCAGCUUAUUGAGAAGUUGUCCGAUGGUACUUUCCGACGCUUUCUUCCAGGACAGCUUUGGUGCGAUGGAAGUCUCGCUCGCGAUCUUCCGCGGGAGAGUCUCGCUUCCUUGUUUAAUGUCAACUUUUUUAUUGUGAGUCAGGUCAACCCGCAUAUCAUACCCUUUCAGCGAAAGCCUGACUUGCCGCUUGUGUACAAGGAGCACCGUCCACGAAAAAUUCUGAGUUCACUGUGGUAUGGGUGCUGCCGAGAAAUUCACCGUUGGAUUUUGAAGUUGUUCAGCGUUGGACUCCUCUCUCGCACUGGCCGGUGGGAGCUACCGUACCUCUUCCUGACGCAGCGUUACGACGGCGACAUUCUCAUACUCCCGAUAGGAAACGUUCUGCACGCCGUGCCGGACUAUUUCAAUAUUGUGGAAAAUCCAACGGCUGAGUACAUUGCCUUUGUCACAAGCAGAGCACAGCUGCGGACAUGGCCGCAUCUCAAUAAGAUCCGUCACUCUACGAUGAUUGAGCGGGCCCUCAUACGCGAAAUUGGCUUGUUGAGGGAACGCAUUAGAGAUCGCAAUAACAAAUUUUCGUGA